UUGCUGGAGACCAAUCAACGGCGGACCUCCUGCGGUAGCGAGCUGGGACGAGGAACGACGGGGAAUGACGAUUUGGGGCCUGGCGCGUUGACUGGCGACGGGGACUGGCGGCGGGCGAUGGCGACAGGCGAUGGCUACGAGGGACGGCGACGGGGAACAACGACGACGGUGACUGACCUUUCUCUUGAGUUCCUUCAAUCCGGAGAAGAGGGAGAUGUGGUACUAGACAGCGUCAUUCUUGGACAAAUCAGAAAUGGCGGCGGCUUCAUCGACAGCGUACACAAGAAUCAAGGGAUAGCGUACCUCGCCGAAGCCAGAUGGUUUGCUGAAGGGAAAGUGCCAUCAGUAGAGGAAUACAGGAAGGUUGGUGUUUAUUCUUGCGCUUACCCAUCUUUAGCAUGCUCAACCCUCUGCGGUAUGGGCGAAAAGGCACCAAAGGAAGCGUUCGAUUGGUUGUUCUCGGAACCGAAGAUCCUCGUUGCCAUCUCUAAUCACUGUAGUAUUAUGGAUGACAUCAUAUCUCACGAAACUACUUCCCGGCGAAGUAGUGUGGUCCUCGCAAUAAAAGACGCUGACGCACAGCUGAUCGCCAAACGCCCGAAGAAAUCAUCGACGUCGCAGUUCAUUUCUUCUCUCUCCGGUUUCACUUCUGAUUCAUCAAGCGAUCGCAAGCGCUCCACAACGGAGGCCACCGCAGAGUCGGCUGUUGCCGUGGACGUGGUGGGAUACAGAUUCCAUCCUCGCGAUGAUGAACUCGUGAAUCACUAUUUACGUCGCAAGUUACUCAACCUGAGUACUGGUCGUGUUUCCAUACCUGAGAUCAAAGUCUAUUCUUUUGAUCCUUGGGAUUUACUCGGUUUGGUGGACAAUAAGCUUGACGAGUGGAUUUUUUAUUGUUAUUGUCCGCGUGAUUACAAAUAUGUCAACAGCAAAAGAUCCAAUAGAACCACAAAAAGUGGUCAUUGGAAACCCACAGGCAAGAUCCGUGAAGUAAAGAUUAAGAGAACCAAGAAAAAGAUUGGUAUUAAGAAGACUUUGGUUUUCUAUAAAAAGGGGAUAGGUUAUCCGAGAGGAAUCAUCACAGAGUAUGUAAUGCACGAAUACGAGUACAUAGCGGAUCCAAACUCACCACAUAAGGAAAAUUUCACCCUUUGCAAAUUGAAGAGGAAGAGAGAUAAAAGGAUCAAUAAAGAUCAUGACAAACUAAACAGUAUUGUGACUAUGGAUUCUAGUCUUGAUCAAUGUCACCCUAUUUCUGAUGUUGAAAAAACGAGCCGUAGUUACCGGGGGCCUAAUGCUUUUGACUGUGAAAAUCAAAGAUCACCUUUAUUGGGAGGUAAUGGGUGUUUGAACCAACAACAGACUACUUGUGAUAGUAGUGAGGCAAGCCACCCGGUGGUUUCUGAUUUUGGAAAUCAAAUGUCACCUUUGGAAAAAGGUGAUGGUGAUGAUACUGUUGAGCAAGGUUCGUGCGAGUACAGUGAAGCCAAUUGUAUGCGGGUUUCUGAUUUCUUAAACCCCAUCACACCUCUACAGACAAGUUAUCAAGUUGGUUGUGAACAUGGUGAGGCAAAUUGCCUAAUGGCUUCUGAUUCAGGCAGUCAUGUAUCACCACUUAAAGACGACGGAUGCUCGACUUUGCUGACACCAUCUAGUUUGGAAAGUCAUUCAGUUUUCGAGAAUGUUAAACUGGGUCAUUUGAUGGAUUCUGUUAGUGGAAUCAGCCCGCGGCAGACCGCGCAAGCAGAACAACCAACUCCUUUCGAAAGGGAACUUUACAGUUCAGGAGCACCAAGUCCUGAAGUAGAGAACCAGAAGCUUUCUGAGAACCCCUUCCUUACUGCAACUGAGUGGGGUGACUGCUUCCAUUCUGCAUUUCCAGAGAUAAACCCAGAAUUGGUUGAUCUAAUGUUGACCUACCCUCCAGAAAGCAUAUUCUGACUCGUCCCUCUGCCAGCCAGUCUGGAACUUGUAGAGUGAUAUCUCUAUGAUGGCCGCCAUCUAUAUAUGUGUUGAGUAUUGUUCAAAACAAAGUAUAUUCUACUACCUAUUUCAGGAAUCUUGAUAUGUGCUGAUUUCACAUAAUGUGAACUAGGCUGUUCAUUUAGGCACUUUGUAUAUUCAUAUUUCUAUUUGGUUAAAUGUACUGAUGAUAAAUGUGUAAGUAAGCUAUGUAAUGUACAGCUUUGCUUGUUUGUUACUGAGCAGUUUCCAGGAGCACAUAUUCUUAUGAAUUACACUGGUUUGAAUCAAUGUGAUUCAACAACGUGCGAGAGGCAUUCAUGUUCUUCUUCUUAAAUUCCAGUUUAUCAGAGUGAAAAAUUACAGCUUGGCUUAGUACUUUGGUCAAAACCUAGAGAGUGCUGACUUCCAUUUCAGUACAAAUUGCUUAUUGAUGAACAU
Linum tenue is the source of this 2403-nucleotide messenger RNA. NCBI's taxonomy places the organism in Eukaryota, Viridiplantae, Streptophyta, Magnoliopsida, Malpighiales, Linaceae. The record is from the annotation of a GenBank genome assembly.